CCUCUCAAUGCAGUGGUGGUGAGGCACCCGCUGGCCAGGCUCGCCUCUGCUUACAGAGACAAAUUCCUGAACGGCAAAGCAAUCCUCGAGUAUGACGAUGAAUGGCGAAACGUCACGCAGAGUUUAGAAAGUUGGGAAACACGUUUCAACAAAUACUGGCUGCCUGCACUCGUCUCUCAGGGAUUUCUGCCUCGAACUCAAGAGUUCAACGAAACACUGCACAAAAUCAUUAGAACAUACCAGGCAUAUGUAAACAACUAUGUAAGCAAGUCUGGUGCUCUCUUGGCCAACCCUUCACAAGAGGAAAAUCAGUUUUACGGUGUAAAAGAAAUGGACAUUGCCUACCUCAUGAUGCUGUAUGGACCUUGCAUGGGUCUCUCCAAGAUAUUAAAAAAUGCCUAUAACUCCAGCGACCUUAUACAACGAUUCAGGAACAUAUCGUUCACUUUCAACCAAUUUCUGCAUCACGUGGUCUGGACCCAUGACAUGGGAAUGCCCGAUGAACACUGGAUGACCUACACGGAGAUGUGGGAGCCUUGUCGAAUAAAGUUCGACUACAUCCUUAAGUUAGAGACUAUUAAGGAGGAGAUGGAACAUUUGUUCUGCAGGGUGUUGGGCUUCCAGGAGGUCAGCUUUCCGGUGAAGCACCGCAGCUACGGCCACGACCUCGGCCUCUCUGACCAGGAGUACUACGCGACCGUGAGCAGGGAGCUGAUGGACCGACUGCUGUUUAUUUACAGGCACGAUUUCGCUAUCUUCGGGUACAGUCAAGACCAGUAGUGCACGAUAAGGAGGAAGAAAGAGUUUGUUAUUUGGACCUUCUGGCAGGAACGGAGCAGCGCUCUUUUUUCAGUACCGGAAGCACCUUAAGGAAAA
This is a messenger RNA of Eriocheir sinensis (Chinese mitten crab), 876 nucleotides long. RefSeq names its product carbohydrate sulfotransferase 14-like. Lineage: Eukaryota; Metazoa; Arthropoda; Malacostraca; Decapoda; Varunidae. The record is from RefSeq and is a predicted model, not a curated record. The annotation marks the transcript as partial. Gene Ontology annotation, cellular component: membrane. Gene Ontology annotation, biological process: carbohydrate biosynthetic process. Gene Ontology annotation, molecular function: sulfotransferase activity. The transcript has 2 exons.